Messenger RNA from Linepithema humile (Argentine ant), 738 nucleotides. The record is from RefSeq and is a predicted model, not a curated record. NCBI's taxonomy places the organism in Eukaryota, Metazoa, Arthropoda, Insecta, Hymenoptera, Formicidae.
CAUUAUUAGAAACGACGGCUGCCGAUUCAGUCUUAGUAACGGAUAAUAUUGAAAGAACACCUCCACGUCGUGGAAGACCUCCUCGCAUACGUGGUCGCAAUCUGAGUAGAGGUGAAAAAGAAAUGAUUAUAGAUAACUUUUGUAUUCUAGCUGUUGAAAUAACUGCAACGUCGCAGACCCAAGUAACCGAUGAAGAUUUGAAUGCUGGACUUACGGUUAGAGGUGGCAGAAGUCGCGGUAGGCCUCCUAGCCGUCGCAGACGACGCGGUAGACUUGCAACAUUAGCUUACGAAAUUCGAGAAGUGGGAGUUACUGGAACGUCCCCGACUCAAGUCAACGCUACUAAUAUCUUAGAAACUGCGUGUGAAGACAUUCGUUUUCUUAAUUUGAAUGCUGGAUUUGCGGCUAGAGGAAGGAGAAGUCGUGGCAGGCCUCCUAGCCGUCGCGGACGACGCGGUAGACUUGCAACAAUGAUAUUAAAUGAUAUUCAAGAAGUGGAAGAGACAACUACAAAUAUUGAAAAAAAUAAAAGCGAAAGAACACAGCGAGUACUCCAAGCAAGUUUGGAAACUAUUAGAAACGAUGAAAAUGAAGUAAUAAACGAAGAUGAUCGCAUUUUUGACACACCAGAAGAUGAUUACGGUGCUCUUGGUUUGUACGACGGCGAACAGAACAAUGAACUACCAUUUCAUUCUGCAAGUCCAGUAUCUACAUCUACAUCAAACGAACGCACACGAG